AUGGACUUCAAGGAUGUUGCGAGUAUUGCGAAGGUAGAAAAGAAUGAUCCAAGUCCAUCUCCGGAAACCGGAAUCGACAAUCCACACAGGUAUAUUUUUGCGACAGAGGAGCCAGUAUUCCAUCGAUUCCCUAAACUUCCUCAAGAGGUUCGUGAUAUGAUUUGGGAUUACGCUGUCGACCGUAACUCAACUUCUGAGGUUGUCUCUGCCUCGCCUACCUUUUCCAACGCCCCUCUUCUCUCUCAAGUAUGUCAAGAAUCAAGAGCGGCCUGUUCAAGGAGAUACUCUACUUUCAAGAAUCCAGAUGGAUCUGGCAUGGCCAAGAUGGAUCUGCGUUGCUUGGAAUUAGACUUUGAGGCAUGGAUCGACUAUGAGCGUGACGUACUUCAACUGUCUUACAUGUUUUGCCAUUCGGUAAUGAAUGAGAGCUACCUGUGGAGCAGUCUCCCUUGUGUUAGGCAAGCUUACAAAGAUUUAUUACUUCCAGUCAAAACCCUUGGUAUUGACGAACUUACAUUAUGGGGAUUGAUAGAUGAUUCUGUUAACGUAUGGAAAAGAUUCGCUGAGAUCUGCCCACAAGUGACGCAUUUGAAGAUAAUCGAAAGGGGUGAAAUAUGCAUUGAGCAGAAAAUACCUCAUAAGCGCUGCUUACAGCGCAUGACUAUGAAUGAUUUACGCCCAGGCAGUUUAAUGGACCGAAUUGCGAAUAAAAUGGACAGAUUUAUUGCUAAUCACGGGCCAUUGAGUUAUGAGGUCGAAUUUGCUGAGUUUGCCCGCGACCCGGAGCUAGAGAAGAAGAUCCUCGUUGAAUCGCUUUUAAACGUAUACAGGCAGGGAAAAGAGGAGCAAGCAGCGAUCAACGAAUGGCGGGUGGACAUUUGGAUGCAGAAAUUUGACGUAAGAUCAAAGCAAGAGGCUGCAGAGGAGGUUUCAGCUCAGGGGGAACGAGAGGGAAAUCUCAAACAGGGUUGA
Molecule: messenger RNA, 972 nt
Organism: Botrytis fragariae
Lineage: Eukaryota; Fungi; Ascomycota; Leotiomycetes; Helotiales; Sclerotiniaceae
Exons: 4
Coding region: 1-972 (323 amino acids)
Source: RefSeq, a predicted model, not a curated record